Molecule: messenger RNA, 792 nt
Organism: Gracilinanus agilis (Agile Gracile Mouse Opossum)
Lineage: Eukaryota; Metazoa; Chordata; Mammalia; Didelphimorphia; Didelphidae
Gene: DRGX
Product: dorsal root ganglia homeobox
Exons: 6
Coding region: 1-792 (263 amino acids)
Biological process (GO): regulation of transcription by RNA polymerase II
Molecular function (GO): RNA polymerase II transcription regulatory region sequence-specific DNA binding; DNA-binding transcription factor activity, RNA polymerase II-specific
Source: RefSeq, a predicted model, not a curated record
AUGUCUCUUGCACUCAUCUGCUUCCUUUCUAUAUCCAUACAAGGCACUGCACCCUUUGGCAACCACUCCACAGGUGAUUUUGAUGAUGGGUUUUUGCGGCGAAAACAACGUAGGAAUAGAACGACUUUCACUCUUCAGCAGCUGGAAGCUCUGGAGGCAGUCUUUGCCCAAACCCACUAUCCAGAUGUCUUUACCAGAGAAGAGCUAGCCAUGAAAAUCAACCUCACAGAAGCCAGAGUGCAGGUUUGGUUUCAAAAUCGAAGAGCAAAAUGGAGGAAAACAGAAAGAGGGGCUUCUGAUCAGGAGGGCUCCAAAGAGCCAAUGACUGAAGUGACCCCACCAGUGAGAAACAUCAAUUCCCCUUCCCCAGUGGAACAAACUCGAAACAAAAAGGACACAUUGGAAGCCCAGCAGAGCUUGAGUCGAACUGUGGGCCCCACAGGUCCUUUCUUCCCUUCGUGCUUACCUGGAACGCUCCUGAACACAGCUACCUAUGCUCAAGCUUUGUCACAUGUUGCUUCAUUGAAAGGGGGUCCACUGUGCUCUUGCUGUGUUCCAGAUGCCAUGGGGCUUUCCUUCCUCCCUACUUAUGGCUGCCAGAGUAACCGUACCGCCAGCGUGGCCGCCCUCCGCAUGAAAGCCCGGGAGCACUCAGAGGCUGUCCUACAGUCUGCCAAUCUCCUGCCUCCCACCAGCAGCAGCCCCACCCCACCGGCCAAACCCAACCCAGAGAAUAGCCAAGACAAGACACCCCCCACCAAGGAACAGAGUGAGGGGGAGAAAAGUGUAUGA